Messenger RNA from Gavia stellata (red-throated loon), 3293 nucleotides. Its product is annotated as receptor-type tyrosine-protein phosphatase kappa-like. The coding region runs from base 72 to 3284 and encodes 1070 amino acids. Gene Ontology annotation, biological process: protein dephosphorylation. The transcript is spliced from 26 exons. The record is from RefSeq and is a predicted model, not a curated record. Gene Ontology annotation, molecular function: protein tyrosine phosphatase activity; protein binding. Lineage: Eukaryota; Metazoa; Chordata; Aves; Gaviiformes; Gaviidae.
CUUGGAAUGGAAGGGACAGCAGAGGCAGAUGGAUCAACAUUCAGCCCACCUUCAGCGUGGAGUGCGAUGAAAUGUGCCAAAGACCCCUAUGGGACUCAAGUCUCCGUAUGGAACCAGACCAGGAGAAUUACAAGAAGAAUGAAGAAGUGAUGCUCAGCUGCCCUGAGGGUUUCCAGCCACCCUUCACCCAUGUCAAAUGUAUGGGAAAAGUCCUGUUCAUUAGCAACGGGAAACCUGUACACAGAGAAGCUUGGAAUGGAAGGGACAGCAGAGGCAGAUGGAUCAACAUUCAGUCCAGCGUGGAGUGCAUCGAGAUCCUCCAGGUUGUCCCCGAGACCUUGGAGAUUUCCAGCACCAGCAUCAAACUGAACUGGACCUGCAGGCUCACCGACACCUGCCAGCGCAUUCGGGCCAGGUGCCGGCUGGAAGAGCGUUCCUCCCCUCCCUGUAAGGCUGAAGAGGUGAAGGGAGAGGAGAUGUUACGCGGCCAGGAGGGAACAUUUACAUGCCCCCCUCUGCAGCCCUUCACUGUCUACAGAGUCACCAUCUUCCUGCCCCCCAGCACGAUCCUGUACACACGGCUCCUCACGACAAAGGAAACGGUGCCGGACAAACCCAAGAAGCUGUGGCUGGAUCCCAGCACGGGGUCCCUCAGGUGGGAGCCGCUGCCUUCCUGCAAAGGGGAGAUCAUCGGAUACCAGCUGAACGUCACGGCCAGGAGCGCGCAGGACGGUGCCUUCCUGGAGGUGCAGCGGCUGCGGCUGAGCGGCUCCGUCACUGAGCACCCGCUGCCCGAGCACAGCCCCAGCAACAGCUACGUGGUGACGAUGCAGGGACUCACGGCCGCCGGAGCCGGGGCUGCGUUGCUGUGGGAGUUUCAGACCAACAGCUCGGACACUCCGCACCCUCUUGACAUCGGCUGCCACAGCGCCCGUGACAUCUCCCCAGCCCAAGGGACAGCCGUGCUUCCACUCCGCCCCAUCGCCCAGCUCCCCGAGGCGGCCAGGGAGUACCAGCUCAUCGUGGCCAUGACACACAACGGCACGGCGGUGGAAGGCGCCUGCUCGGGGGAGCCGCAGCCCUUCAACGCCAGCCGGCAGCCCGGUGCCUACGUGGCCGCCGUGCUCAACCUCACCGCCCCCACGGACUUUGUGCUGGGCGACGGGACCCGCGGGCAGGGUUACCACAACGCUGCCCUCCGGCCGGGCUCGGACUACACGGCCCUUCUCCGCCUCGUCCACCGCUCGCAGCAGGCAGAGAAGUUCACCUGCGUGUGCUACAGCUUCUCUACUGGACAGGAGCCGGUGCCUCUGCUAAGCAGGAUGCCCGUGGUUAUGGCAGUAGCGCUUGUCAUUGCAUUCCUGGCACUGGGGAUUUUGCUGCUCUUCGUGCUCUUCAGGCGAAAGUACAACAGUUCAAAAACCUCGGAGAACAACAGCACUAUCCCCCUGCGAAGAUGCCUCGUGGUCUCCAUAGGUGCGUGCAAGCUGAACACUCAGAUCCCGGUGGAGGAACUGCUGGAGGCUCUGAAGAGGUUUAAGAGGGCAGAAAUAGAGGCAGAGCAGAUAGAGGAUGAAUCAGUCGACAGCCAUGGUGCUGGGCGUCUGAGGGAGUAUCAGCAACUGUCCUCCACUUUGUUGCAUCCCUGCGAUGCUGGGAAGGAGCUGUGUAAUCAGAGCAAGAACCGCUACAAGAGCAUCAUCCCAUACGAUCACUGCCGUGUGGUGCUGCAGCCCUCUGACACGGGGAAUGGCUACAUCAAUGCCAGCUACGUGGAUACCUACCGGAGUCCACGCUUCUUCAUUGCAGCUCAAGGCCCCUUGCCUGGGACGGUGCUGGAUUUCUGGCAGAUGGUCUGGCAGGAGAAGACCUCAGUCAUUGUGAUGCUGACGGGCUUAGUGGAGCAGAACAAGACCAAGUGCGAGCAGUAUUGGCCAGAGCAGGAGCAGGUCUACGGGGACUUCACCGUGACACUCAACAACACCAGGACCACCACGGGCCUUGUCACACGCAUCUUCUGCCUGCAGAAGGCAGGCUGUGCUCUCCCAAGAGUGGUGGAGCAGUUUCACUACCUGCUGUGGCCAGACCAUGGUGUCCCCACAAACCCUGCUCAGCUCCUGGGCUUAGUGGAGGUGGUGAACAAGAAGGGGUUGGAAGCACCUGCUGGACCUGUGCUGGUGCACUGCAGCGCAGGGAUUGGGCGAACAGGUACCUUCAUUGCCCUGGACUUCCUCCUGAAGAUGGGUAAGGCCGAGGGGAAGGUGGAUGUGUUUCACUGCGUGCAGAGGCUGCGGGAGCAGCGCGUCAGCAUGGUGCAGACAAAGGAGCAGUACAUCUUCCUGUACGAGGUGCUGCUCGAAGGCUUGCUCUGCGGCAGCACCGGGGUCCCAGUGGAGAGCCUCACCAGCCAUGUCCGCUGCCUUCGAGAAGCUGAGACCUCAAGGCACAACAAUGUCCUUGAGAAGGAGUUCAAGGCCCUGCGGAAGUUUUCCGAGUUGUUCCAGCUCCUGCCAUGCAGAGAAGCGGAGAAACCCAGCAACCAGCCAAAGAACCGCAAGCCAGGGAUCCUGCCAGCGGAUUCCUGCCGGCCCAUCCUGAUGUCCUCAUUGAACACGGACGGCUCACCAGGUUACAUCAAUGCCGUGUUUGUCAACACAUACAUGGAGGAGGACAGACUCAUCAUCACCCAGCUGCCUCUGCCCACCACACUGGUGGAUUUCUGGGCUCUGGUCUGGGAUUACACCUGCACAUCGGUGGUUGUGCUGAACCAGAUCCAGGAGCUGGAUGAGACAUACAUGGACUUCUGGCCCACCCAGGGCGAAGCUGCUUACGGCCGUUUCCAUGUCCACCUGAUCUCAGAGGAGCCCGGAGCUGGCUUCACAGCCUGGACACUUGCCCUCACCAACAGGCAGCAGCCCAAGAAGUCUGCACUGGAAGUCCGGUUCUGGCAACUGAAGGACUGGCCCAUGCAGCAGCGUCUUCCCUCGCACCCUGCCACUGUCAUCAGCCUGCUAGGGAAGGUGGAGACUCACCAUCGGCAGAGCCAAGAUGGACACAUCCUCGUCACCUGCUGGGAUGGUGCCAGCCGGAGCGGAAUCUUCUCUGCUGCUAGUUUCCUCUGCGAGCAGAUCCAAAGCGAGGGGCUAGUGGAUGUAUCCCAGGCUGUGAGGAUGCUGAAGAGGCGGCGGAGACAGCUGAUUAAAGAUGUGGAGCAGUAUGGGUUCUGCUAUGAACUAGCCCUCAGUUACUUGAAUUCAUUUGAAACCUAUGGGAAUUUCAAGUAGAGGCAUGGC